UCCAAUCUUUAAAGUUUGUCUGGUUCCGAGCUGAGAUUUUGUCCAGCUUUUAUUUUCUGAGGGGGGUGAUAUGACGUGGUUCGGCAUAAUGCUGUGUCUGCUGGGACUGUCGUCGUGUCAGGCUGCUGUUGCUCGUCACAGGAGAAGAAGUGACGAAAGGGUGGGACAAUUUUUCCCCAGAAAUCCACGGGAAACGGUUUCGGACUGGUUGUCGUAUUUGGCUGUCUCAGCUUCCCCAAAAAGAGUCGAUUUCAGCAAGAAUUACGUGUCUCACCCCUCACUCCAGCUUCUGAAGGACUUGUACCCCACGUCUCAUCUUUCUCAAUCUGCCCCUUCCCACGAUUAUGAUUACAAUGGGGACAACUUCCCUUACCCAAAAUCUCCAUACGUGACGGACCUCCCCAGCGCGGCUGCUGUUUACAACACUAUUGCUGAUUGUUUGCAUAAACUUAAACUUGGUGCUGUCGACCAAUUUGAUGCAUUUCCAAAGAUUGGAGAUUACCAGGAAUCUGAAUUAAAUAAUGAAAAAAUUGCUACUUAUGCCGGACCCACUUUGCGUAAAGAAGGUGAAAAACGCGACCAAAUUCGAACCGGUGAGUAUAAAACCGGUACCGGUGCUUCUGAUAAGGUGAAGAGCCGUGCUGGGCAGGCAUGGGAUGGAAUUAAGGGACGAGUUCUUAUACCGGGCGUUAGUGAGGUCGUUAAUGUCGUAUCAUCAAAACCAGGAAUUGUUGAAGGUGCUUUUGCCCCUCAAUUUGUUGAGGCGAAGCCGGGGGAGCUGACUGUUCAGGGAGUUCAGAGCAUAACGCAGUUUCAGGGAUAGUAGUGGCAAGGCAAGGGCUUCAUCCUUAACGCAAGAGAUCUGAGUCCUUUUCUUCCAACUAUGAUGACCUCGACAAGUCCUUCGACCAUCCAAAAAUUGACGGACACCGCAUAAAUCAAGUCUUUUUAAGUUUUUAAGUUAAUUUUAACAUUUUUGGAAAAUUAAAUCGGUAAAAUUCUUUUGCUUUACACUUUUUCAAUGUACUCGUAUGUUGCCAAGUUUUUAAAUGUUAGGAUUACAAGGAUAAAACAUACCUGUCACCACUGGGCAGGAAAAUCAAAUUAAUUUUAACCGUAAAUAUUUCAAAUCACUGAGAUUACCAUGAAAAUAAAAUUCGCAAUGCUUGGAUAAUUUUUUCAUUUAAUUUUGCAGAUGCCUACUUUACAUAUUCCAUCAUGUUGAUAAAUAUGUAUGAUAAAAUAACGCAAAUGUAAUUCAAGGGUUACAUAGAAACCUGUACUUUUUUAUGGCUGACAAUGUAAUUUAGAUAGUUCCUUAGGGAAAUUUAUGUGCGAAAACUAUUCCACUUUCAAACAUAUACAUAAAUUUAAUCUCCAUUUGAGAAUAUUUAUUGUUGUGGCAAGAUCCAAAGUACGGUAUUUUCAAGUCAAUAUCAAUAAUUCAAGGGCAGAUUUUACACUGGACUCAUUAAUAAUUAAAGAACUCUAUUAAUAAUAUAAUCAUGAAUUUACAUGAAGAAUACACAAGUCAUAC
Molecule: messenger RNA, 1537 nt
Organism: Folsomia candida
Lineage: Eukaryota; Metazoa; Arthropoda; Collembola; Entomobryomorpha; Isotomidae
Exons: 11
Coding region: 71-823 (250 amino acids)
Source: RefSeq, a predicted model, not a curated record